Molecule: messenger RNA, 927 nt
Organism: Chenopodium quinoa (quinoa)
Lineage: Eukaryota; Viridiplantae; Streptophyta; Magnoliopsida; Caryophyllales; Amaranthaceae
Exons: 2
Coding region: 1-927 (308 amino acids)
Biological process (GO): proteolysis
Molecular function (GO): aspartic-type endopeptidase activity
Source: RefSeq, a predicted model, not a curated record
AUGGCGGGAAAAGAGGAUGAAGUUUUGUUUCGUGAGUUAAGGAAUCCGGACGAUUACGAGCUCACAGGAGGGCCUAAAGAAGAGGAAGAAGAAAGUGUGAGACUGGAGAAGAAAUUUGAAGAAGACAAAGGUGUUGGGAAGGAAGAGAAUGUAGAGGAGAAGAAGCACAAUGAUGAGAAAACAACCUCAAGUCCUAGUGAGACUAGUAAUCUAGAUGAGCCAGUUCCUUUUCCCAGUUCGCUUGCGGAGAGAAAGUUGAAUGAUAAAUUUGCAAAAUUCCUUAGUGUAAUGAUGAACUUACACAUAAGUCUCCCUUUCAUCGACGUUGUUACCCCAAUGCCUUCCUACUCUAAGUUUCUCAAGGAUAUCUUAACCACCAAGAGGAAGCUUAAUAACGAGCUCAUUACCCUCCCUCAUCAAGUUAAUACACUCAUUCAACACAAGAUGCCAAAGAAAGAGAAGGACCCGGGAAGCUUUACUUUACCAAUUAAGAUUGGUAACAUGGAACCUAGGGGUGCCUUUGCGGAUUUAGGAGCGAGUGUUAGCUUAAUUUCCCUCCCCAUUGAACAAAAUCUCAAAAUUAAAAUGAUUCCCACAAGAAAAAUAAUUCAACUAGCCGACCACUCGGUCAAACUUCCUUUUGGUGAACUUGAAGAUGUUCCUAUUAAAGUUGGGCAUAUCUAUGUGCCAUGUGAUUUUGUAGUGAUGGAUAUGGAGGAAGAUGUUGAUACUCCUUUAAUCUUGGGUCAUGAAGCUCUUAAAAUUUUGGGGGUAGUCAUCAAUUGCAAGAACAACACCAUUACAUGUGUGGUGGCCGAUGAGAAGAUUGUCUUUGAGUUCUCCAUGUUACUCAAGACCCCAUGGUUGAGAAAUGCUACCGAGUUAAUGUUGUUAAUGAGGAGUUGGAUCGUUUGGGGAGGGUAUUGA